AUGCCUUCAUUCACAGUUUUCAAGGGCUCUAAGGAUGGCAAGAUCGUCAAGAGCGAGACCCGCAAGGGCGAUCUCCAGAACGACCAAGUCCUCGUUAAGGUCACCGCUUCCGGUCUCUGCGGUACAGAUGAGCACCACAAGAACCAGGACAUGGUCCUCGGACACGAGGGCGCCGGUGUUGUCGAGGAGACAGGACCCAACGUCAAGAGCCUGAAGAAGGGUGACCGCGUUGGAUGGGGAUACCAGCACGACUCUUGCGGCAACUGCGAAUACUGCCUGACUGGCCGCGAGACAUACUGCCCCCAACGCCAGAUGUACGGUUACGCCGACCUCGACCAGGGUUCUUUCGCGUCCCACGGUGUCUGGAGGGAGGCCUUCCUCUUCAAGAUCCCCGAGGGUCUCAGCGACGCUGAUGCCGCUCCUCUGAUGUGCGGUGGUGCCACCGUCUUCAACGCUCUCUACACCUACGGAAUCAAGCCCACUGACCGCGUUGGUGUGAUGGGUGUCGGUGGUCUCGGCCAUCUCGCCAUCCAGUUCGCUGCCCGCAUGGGCUGCGACGUCGUCGUCUUCUCUGGAACCGAGAGCAAGAAGGACGAGGCUGUCAAGCUAGGAGCCAAGGAAUUCAUCGCCAUGAAGGGCAAGGACAAGAUUGACAUCGGCCGUAAGGUCGACGCGCUCCUCGUUACCACCUCCGUUUCCCCCGACUGGAACCUCAUGCUCCCCGUCAUGGCGCCCACCGGCAAGAUCUUUCCUCUCACCGUCGACAACGGCGACUUCAAGAUCCCCCACAUGGGUCUCGUUGGCGGCGGUCUCACCAUCCAGGGCUCCGUCGUCGCCGCACGCUCCGUGCAUCGCCACAUGCUCGAGUUUGCCGCUCUGCACAACAUCAAGCCUAUCAUCAUGGAGUUCCCAAUGACCGAGUCUGGCAUCACCGAGGCCAUGGAGACGCUGCGCGACGGCAAGAUGAGGUACCGUGGUGUUCUCAAGCCCCAGUAG
Messenger RNA from Ascochyta rabiei, 996 nucleotides. RefSeq names its product Alcohol dehydrogenase (NADP(+)). The record is from RefSeq and is a predicted model, not a curated record. The coding region runs from base 1 to 996 and encodes 331 amino acids. Gene Ontology annotation, molecular function: zinc ion binding; alcohol dehydrogenase (NADP+) activity. Gene Ontology annotation, biological process: alcohol metabolic process. Lineage: Eukaryota; Fungi; Ascomycota; Dothideomycetes; Pleosporales; Didymellaceae. The transcript has a single exon.